This is a messenger RNA of Betta splendens (Siamese fighting fish), 2535 nucleotides long. It is a transcript of the gene popdc2, whose product is annotated as popeye domain containing 2. The transcript is spliced from 4 exons. Lineage: Eukaryota; Metazoa; Chordata; Actinopteri; Anabantiformes; Osphronemidae. Gene Ontology annotation, cellular component: sarcolemma. Gene Ontology annotation, molecular function: cAMP binding. The record is from RefSeq and is a predicted model, not a curated record. The coding region runs from base 459 to 1601 and encodes 380 amino acids.
CCCUCUCCUCCUUGGGUUUCAACUCCAAACAUGGUGAUGCUUCUGGGCCUCGAUCAACGCCCCCACGCUCCCCUUCGGCUCCAGCUGUUGCUCGGCCGCGCGGCCGGUGGGCGAGAGAACAGGCUGGAAGGCAGGCACAGUGGGAGACACAAGACGGGGUGAGACGCCAGAGACGAGAGGAAGGGACACAUGCUGACCGGAGGAGAAGACGGAACACAUUCCACGCGUGUUUCUGCAACAAACAAGGCCGUGAGAACUUCUUCACAUUGAAGAAUUGUCCACCGCACGCCAAGGGAACAAACGUUUACCUCUGACAUUUUUAGUCAGUGUCUGUUUAUUUUUCUUCUGUCAAAGUCUGCAGUUGAAGCUGGACAGAAAUAGCAGCACGCCUUUUCGGGGCCCAUUUGUUUGUUUUGUGCAUCAGAAGCCACCUGUCACUCGCUGUGUGCGCUUCCACCAUGAGCGCCCACAACUCGUCUCUGCUGGACAGCUUGUUGUUCGCCCCGCUGUGCGAUGGCUGGAGCAGCAACACAGAGGGGGCCAUGUACCACUUGGGCAGCACCAUCCUGUUCCUGGGCUACAUGGGCGGCAGCGGGGCCUACGGCUGCCUCUUCAUCUUCGGCUUCCUGGCGCCCGCCUUCCUCUGCCUCACCCUGUGGGGCUGGACCACCGUGUGCGGCCUGGACGUCUUCGGCUGGAACCUGCUGCUGCUGCUGGCCUGCGUGGCUCAGAUCUGCCACCUGCUCUACCGGCUGCACCAGGAGGGCCUACGGCGCGAGGAGCUGACGUCCCUGUACCAGGCGGUCUACCUGCCGCUGGGCGUCCCCGUGGGGGUGUUCAAGGAAAUCGCCGGCGCCUUUGAGAAUAGAGUGGUGGAGCUGAAAGCGGGAGAGACGUACGCUGUGGAGGGCAAGACGCCCAUUGACCAGCUCUCCUUCCUGCUGUCUGGGAGGGUUAACGUUUCCUUGGAGGGUCAGUUCCUGCAUUACAUCCACCGCCACCAGUUCCUCGACUCUCCAGAGUGGGAGUCUCUCAGACCAAACGAGGAGGGGAAGUUCCAGGUGACCCUGACAGCGGAGGAGGACUCCAGCUACGUGUCGUGGCGCCGCCGCCGCCUCUACCUGCUGAUCUCCAGGGACCGCUACGUGGCCCGUCUCUUCUCUGUCAUGCUGGGCUACGACAUCGCCGAGAAGCUCUACAACCUCAACAACAAGCUGUACAUUAAGAGCGGCGUGCUGCUGGACAUCCGCCUGCCCAGCCUCUACCACGUGCUGGCCCCGCCCUCGCAGGGCAGCGAAGGCAGCAGCGACUGCGGCGCCGCCCGGGACCCGCACGCCGACCCGCAGGCGAAGGACCAAGCGCCCGCUUACGAGAAGUGCGUCCCAGCAGAGUCUCAGCAUCUCCAGCCCCGCCUGCAGGGACCGAGGACGGCCCCCCUGGGAGAGCCCCCGGCCCCCCAGGGCCACCGCUACGACCACCCCUGGGCGACAGAGCCGGAGCUGCCCUCUGGUGAGGACUCCAGCAGCCUGGUCCUGGAGGACUUCGCUGAUGUGGCGGGCUCCUUAAUGGAUUAUGGCAGUGAGAGGGAUUAUUUGAGGUAGAGGGUCAGGGUGAUGGAGCUAACACACUGGGUCACCUCUUAAGACACAUGAGGAGACAGGAACGGGAACGCGCCGCCUCGAUUCCAGAGGGUCCGAGCGCCGCUGGCUCCCACCGACACCCCCAAACUGUGACGCUGCGUCUGGAAACAGCUCUACAGAAGACAGUAACAGCGGGUGGGUCCCCGCUUCCACAGCUUCAGUACCGACAACAGGGAGGCCCACUUCCCACUGCUAGUGUGGCAUCGGGCUGACUGAUGCUAACGGUUCCACCAACUAGCAGUAAUUAGUCUAAUUGGACCAGAAGCUCUGCUCAUAGGAACCACCACAUGAUAAAAAUACAAACCAGCCUUUAAAUAAAUCACAGUUAUUUGUUCAGUGAAUCAGUCUGUUGUGUCUGGUGACUCUGAGGUGCAGCAUCUCUAAUCUUAUUCUAUGUUGUGUAACUGGUUGGUUCUGCUCCAGAAACAGAUGGAUCUGUUUUUUAACUCACUAAUAUUAAAUGUUGAAAUGAUCAUUGUUUAAUUUAAAACUACACACUCUGUAGUUUUACACACAGAAAUAAGCAUUUUGUCUGAAGCCUUGUUGUAUAUAAGUACUUAGAACCAUCAUUUCACCAUUGUCCCAUUUUUACUGUUUCUGAACAUGUUUAUAUUCAUGUUGCUGCACGUCACUAAAAGCCUCUGUAGACUGUGUUUUGUAUGUUUUGUAUUUCAUACACACUCGACCUGUAACUCGUGUGUCACUGUCUGAACGUUGGACUGAAGUCUUUGACGGGGCCAAGGAUUCUCAUGAAGCUCUUUGUGUGCAGUGGAAUGAAGCCUGUUUUCUGUCUGCUACAAGUUCACGCCAACCUGAUUAUACUGAAAAUAGACCACAGCCGAUCGACUCACGUCACAAUAAAGUGCACAAUAAAGUCUGACCAGGUCUAACCUGA